Aplysia californica (California sea hare) is the source of this 6059-nucleotide messenger RNA. RefSeq lists its product as uncharacterized. The record is from RefSeq and is a predicted model, not a curated record. Lineage: Eukaryota; Metazoa; Mollusca; Gastropoda; Aplysiida; Aplysiidae.
GCCUCUCACCCGGACGAAGACCUACAGGAUUUGCUCAGCCUAGUCAACAAACAGGCCAGUCAGCAGAACACGAUGGUCCACAAGGAAAAAGUGACGCAUUUCGAGAACAACAACGGAGACUUGGUUAAGGUCGACAAGGAGGAGGAGAAAGUUGUGGACACAAACUCUGGUGACGUCAUCGCAGAUGUAAAACAGGAAGUAAAGCAGCAGCAGGCCUCCGGGAGCCAGCAGGAACCGGAAACGGUUGUGGAAACGAAAAUAGACAUCCCAUCUCAGGACGUUCAUGAGACUUUUGUGCAGGAUGACGCCGACGGGACGGCUGGUGACGUAGACAUACGAAACGCCGAAGAUGCGUUGCCUAGCAACGAAGACGAUUCCAUGGAGGCGGAACUGACGCCAGCUGACAUGGCUGAGUACCUGUACGCCACACAACAGUUUGAGCCGUUUUACGCCGCUCUUGACCGCCUGGUGAACCAGUCCAAGAUGACGGUGGGCGAGGCGUCGAGUUACGCUAAGGCUGUGGCCGUGGAGUACGAGAGACUGCAGCUGCAGCAGCUGGAGGACCGCCUGAUCUUUGAGGAGGGACCUUUUGGCCAGCUGUCCUCUGCUGCGGACUCCUACCCUCCCCCUGAGGCGGCGCCGUACAGUGUAGAAGACAGUUACCCACCAGCUGAAUACCAGAGACCUAUGGGUGGCUACCUGCGCCCAGAAGAAGAACAGAUGUACUUGUGGCAGGCAGAACCCCGCAGUUAUUCGCCACCUCCAAUGGACACAGCUGAUAUUGAUCCUUACGAGUUUUUGGCAGCUCUCUGGACAGAAGCUUAUGGCAAAGGUAACGAAGAGGCCCGCGAUAUCGUGCGAAUGUUGUACGACAGAGUGAGCCAGGACUCCAACCCCGACGAUAUGGCCCAGAUCCGGGAUAUCUUGAUGGAAACAGUAGACGCGUCAGUACACGACACGCCCUUCAACUUUGACCCUGAAAUCAUGGGACUGGAUGAGUUACCUCCCCAGCAAGAGGGGUACCAGAUCCCCAGCCUCCCUGAAGAGCUCCUGAACACCCAGCUGGAAGACAUCCCCACAGCUCAGAAAAAGAACGUCAUCGUGGAGGAGGCAGACCAGCAAGAAGACGGAGAGGGGGAGGAAGAGGAGGUAGCAGAGAAGAAUUCUCCUGCGCAGGAGGUUGAGGAGAGUGAGGCACAAGCAAGCGAGGACAACUCAGAGGAGAAGGAAGGAAAGACGGAAGUAAAAGAAGAAACGAAUGUGGUCGGCGAGGCUAAGGAAGAAAAGGAAGCAAAGACUGAGAUUCAGGAGACAGAAAAACAGUAAAUUUGUGAGGAUUAUCUCACAGUAAAGAAUGCUAGUUCUGGAUUGAGAGAAAGAAAGAGCGGAUGAUUGCAGGAGAAAAGAGACCAGCAUUUGUCACCACCCGUCAGCUGGAACUGUGUCGUAAUCACUGCCGACCCUACAAUCAUUGCCUCAUCACGUGAUCCCUUUAUGUUGAUAAUGCUUGAUGACGUCAUUUUUAUAAAUACAUAAAUAUUCUCCGCUUGUUUUCUUGAUACAUCAUUGACGGGACUGGGAGGAUUGGUUUAUUUAUCGUUAUCAUCACACGAUUCGAUUCAAUCUGUUAAACAGAAUGGGACGAGGGCGAACGUUGCUUAAUGAACAAUUGUCCUGCUUACUAUUGCUAUUACUUAACGCUGAAUAAAACACGAUUCCUCCCCACAAACAUUGCAACAACUCAUCACCUUUAUAAGGAUAACACAGAGAAACAGAAUAACAGAUUAUUCAUCAUCAUUAUCAUCAUCAUCAUCAUCAUCAUCAUUAUCAUCAUUGUAAAUAACAAGGAAUAAAACAGGGUUGAGACUUGUAGAAUUUUCAAAUGUUAUACAGGUUCAACGUUUGGCCUGGAAAAGGGCUUCAUCGGGAACAUGAUACAAAAAAUAAUGUAAGAUCAAAUGACUACAAGCUAUAGCAACAAAAAUGAGCGCAUCAUCAUCAUCAUCAUCAUCAUCAUCAUCAUCAUCAUCAUCAUCAUCAUCAUCAUCAUCGUCAUCAUCAUCAUCAUCAUCCUUGUCGUCGUAGUCUAAGGAGUAAAAUGUUGCUUUCGUCAUCGUGUGAACCCAACAUAAAAUAAUAUCAUUCCUACCUUCAUACUGUCGUCGUCGUUAUUUCGACUGACCUGAAUAUGAUGAUUAAGGCUACUAUUUCUUAACAAAUCAAGCUGAAACUGGACAAGGGAUUACGACAGGAGUGUAAGAGGGGAAAUUACUUACUAUCACUAUGAUGCCACCUUCUUCUGAAUAAAUAAAUAAAAUAAUUAAUUAAUUAAUUAAUUAAUUAAUUAAAUAUUAUAUUUCGACAUAGACGAAAACAAAAUCAAACGAUGCAGGCUUUUAAAAAAAUGACGACGAAAACGAUAACAACACGGACUAUAACCUCAUACACAAAGUUGCCGUUCACUCAUUCAUCUUCAUAUCUUCACCACACACCAGACGACCCUUCGUGAACUGAAUAUACUAGAAGUUACACUUACUGCCACAGCACUGGCUCAAAGGGUUAGGAACUCAUUCUUGCCUGAAUGCACACGGAAUUUUUGCAACAAAACUCAUUUCAUUAUAUGGAACUGAACUGAAAUUACAUCCGGUUUCAUAUCCUAAAAGGAUGGAUUACCUUGCUUUAAAAAAAAGACAAGCGUUGAAAAAUAUAUCGUUUUGAAAUCGGUGUUAGAAGAAGAAGCUUUUAUACUAAGGAAGAAAAAAACUGUGGUGUUUUUUGGAAUCAAUACCUCUUUUUUCCUAUCUAGGAAAAGUUACUAUUUUUGAGCCUUGAAAAAAUAAUUACUUCUGAUAUGAGAAAAGUUACUAUUUCUGUUUCUAGAACAGCUGGAUUGAGAUGUAGUUUUGCCUUUCUCGGUUCAUGAGUUUUAAAACCUAACAGUAGGACAAAAUUCAAUGAAACCGGAAGUGACAUCAUAUCCACAAACAAAGCUGCAAAAAAGCUACAAAAGCCGGCUAUGGUAAAUCUAGCAGACAGUUUUAUUUUAACGUCCUCACAUUCGUAAAGUUAUGUUAAUAAUCAGUUUUCUUUAAAAAUUAAUACUCUGUUGUUUCAUUUCCCGGCUAUAACUGUAUGAUUUUCUGUCUCAUUUUAUUUAAGAUUAGGCGGAUAUUUGUUUUGAAUUUACGUUUUAUAUUAUUGUCUAUCUAUCUAUCUAUCUAUCUAUCUGUCUAUCUAUCUAUCUAUCUAUCUAUCUAUCUAUCUAUCUAUCUAUCUAUCUAUCUAUCUAUCUAUCUAUCUACUUUCGGGGGGGGGGGGGGGAUCAAAUAUAUAAAUUAAUUUCACUUUUUUUUUCAGGGUUUCAGAAUUUAAACAAACCUGACAUUGCACGGUGAACAAUCUCGCACUGAAUAUUGAAACACUUCCUCAUAUUAUGGUGUAUUCGUGUGACGUACCCGUUUCUUCACCUAGCAGUAUCGAUGUUGUGGAGGGUUUUUCACCCCAAUUCCAGCCUAGUGUUGUGAGUGUGAACUCGAUGUAUCAGCAGAAAUAAUGGUUUUCUCUCCCUUUACCGUUUCAGUUUUAAGUCGUCUUUAAGUUUCUGUUCUUUUUGUGAUUAUUAAGAUUAUCGUAAUAAUCAUUAUCUUUAUCAUUGUUACUAUAGUUAUUAUUAUUGUUAAAUGAAAUACAUUAUUAUGUUACAAUAUUCUUAUUAUUACUGGGGGUUUUUUUGUCAUUAUUGUUGCUGUUAUUAUUAUAAUUUAUUUUAAUUGUCCUAUUAUAGUUAUAUUGUUUUUGAAGUAUGAUCAAUAACACUAGGUUGCUAUACUUUUAUUGUCAAUAUUAUUAUUUAUAUUGUUAUUUUCAGUAUUAUAGUUGGGUAAAAUCACUAUCUCUUAUCAAUAUUACCAUUAUUAUUAUUAUCAUUAUCUUUAUAAUUUUAUUAUUCUUAAGUUUCAGUAAGGUGUUUCUAUCUCGUAUUUGUGAUCUAUACUCGUACGUGUGGCGUUAAUUGAUUCAAAUUCUACUUCAAUGACAGAACUGAGCUUUUGAAUUUUGUUGAACGGAUGCUGGGAGGAAAAAGGAUAUGUACCAGAACGUAUCUUAUUUCUUAAGCCACUGGAUAAGACCGUCAUUUACACAUGAGAAGAGACUAUUAUCAAAUCAAUGAAAAAGCAGAUGAACUGAAGAGGAAGUAAUAAAGUUAAAACGGGUAUGAAAAAAGAAAAAAGAAAACUACGCAUAUUAUAUAAUGUUGUCAUAAAAUCAUGUGAUGAAUUUAAACAGAAAAUGCAUUACAAUACAAAAUCUAAAAUUGAUUUAAAACUCUACGGUUAUCAAAUUACGUCAUCUCACAUUUAGUAAUAUGAAGCAGCGAAUACGGAAAAAUACACUACAAUACUAGGGGUAUGACAAAGGGAAAUAAGUGCACAUAUCAAAAUGACGUCAUGUAAGAGUAGAUAGAAACAAGCAAUUGCUUUAUCAUAGGUGUGAACAAAGGUAGUAGAAGAAGAAGAAGAAGAAGAAGAAGAAGAAGAAGAAGAAGAAGAAGAAGAAGAAGAAGAAGAAGAAGAAGAAGAAGAAGAAAGAGAAGAAGAACAAGAACAAGAACAAGAACAAGAACAAGAACAAGAAGAAAGGCCAGAUAGCUGAUGCAAGUCUCUCUCUCUCCGCCAUGGCGCUUCUGGUGCGUCCAGUGCGUGACCAGUGACUCGUGACCCUUGACCCGUGACCCUUGAACUCUUUCCUCGUGUUUGUUUAGUCCGAGUAGAGAAGUGGAUAUCGCCAUGAAAACGGCCAAUUAGUCCCGAGAAUAAGCAAGAUAGACAGAAAGAAACAAAGGAGGGAAAAGAAAAGAGGUUGGAUGAAACAGUGGCGCCUUCCAACCAACAGUACUUUAUUUUCUGAUAUCAACAUAUUUCAAUAGGAUUUCUACAAUGAUGUGGCAACAUCGUGCAGGGUUUCCUGUGUGUUAGAAAAAUAUUUGUCGUAAAGCUAUUUGUUUGAGGAAAAAUAAAGCACACCGGCACCAUAACGGUCACGUAGCACGAAGAAAGAGUGGGACAGACAGACAGACAGAACCUUCAGAGGAAAAAGGAAAAAGUACGACCUUCCGGGGCCCUCUCUGACCAAACGCCAGUGCAAUACAACCUGCUAAGAUUAAAUGUGUCUGAAAUUACUAACCUGGUUGACUGCACAAAGUCCAACUGUUGAACUGAAAUUCUUGAUUUAAAAAGUAAGUAAACAUCACAGUGUGGAAUGUGCUACAGCAGUAGCUGCAUUAUAAGCCAAGACCAAGAAGAAAUAUAGAUCAAGACUGUUUACGCCACUCAGGUGUGACGUCACACUCCCCAGGGCCUGGAACUCGCACGGAUGUCAAAAGAAAUCCUUGACCACUACCGCUUGCAUGAAAAACCUACAAAAAUGAAUCUAGGUCAAAUCAAUAUUUUAAUGAUAAUCUUUCAUUAAAAUGUUCUCAUAUAUCUUUGUUUAGUUUCCAGGUUUAUAGAUUCAGAAAAAGGAAGACAUGAAUAAAAAAGGUACUGUUCUGUUUAUUUUCUUUUGGAACUAAUAUAAGCAGAAAAACAAGUGUUGUGAAAAUCCCAUUUAUUUAAUCUUCUUUUUGAGAUUGCCAAAAACACACACAAAAAAAGUGAAUGUAAUUAAGACCUCGUACUUUCCAGUGCGUUUUUAAAAUUUUAAAUUUAUUUUUAAUAGAUAAGUUUAAAUUAGUAUACGAGGUUUUAUAACAUGAAAUUCCAAAAUAGACACGAGUUUACUUACAAAUAUUCAUAUAUAUAUAUACCGACAUUAAUUAAUCAAUACAUUUAAUGAAAAGACUUUUAAAAUAUAUAAAUAGUCAAAACAAAAAGACGAACAAACUAAUAGGUGUAGCAUAGGUGCGACUCUGUUUCUUUGUCUUCUGGCACAGUGUUCAGGGUAUUUCAGAAGGUCAUUUAUACUUUUCUGCAUUUUUCUAUUUUUUAUUUUGUUUAAAGAAACAGGAAUCUUGUUGAAAAAGUUAUCGAAAAUAAAUAUAAUUUUAUCAAAUAAUGCAA